AUGUCUACCUUUGGCUACAGAAGAGAGCUUAGCAAAUAUGAGGACAUUGACGAAGACGAGCUCCUCGCUUCUCUCACUGAAGAGGAGCUGAAGGAGCUGGAGCGGGAGCUGGAGGACAUCGAGCCCGACCGUAACCUUCCCGUAGGACAACGGCAAAAGAGUCUGACAGAGAAAACACCCACAGGGACUUUCAGCAGGGAAGCGCUGAUGGCCUACUGGGAGAGGGAGACCAGAAAACUCUUGGAAAAAGAGAGGCUGGGUGCAUGCGACAAGCAAGAAGAUGACAAUUCAGAAGACAUUCAAGAAGAAUAUUUCACAGAAAGCAACAGUGAAGUGUCUGAGGAGGCAUAUACUGAAGAGGAUGAUGAAGAGGAAGAAGAAGAGGAGGAGGAAGAUGAAGAUGACAGUGAUGAUGAGGAUGAUGAAAAGCAAAAUGCUGCAGCUGGUGAAACACCUGUGAAUUGUGAGGAUGGCAGGAGUUCUGACCAUACGAGACACAAGAAGAGUAACAGUGCGAAGGACAGUGAAAAUUUGCUCAAUGGCCACGAUGGGAAAGACACCGACAAUCUGAGCUUUAAAAGCAGUGCCAUCCACCCCUGUGGAAACCCAACUGUUAUUGAGGAUGCUUUGGAAAAAGUUCGGAGCAAUGACCCAGACACCACAGAAGUGAAUCUAAAUAACAUUGAAAACAUCACUUCACAGAUGCUUAUACAGUUUUCUCAAGCCCUGAGGGACAACACUGUAGUCAAGUCAUUCAGCUUGGCUAACACACACGCUGAUGACAAUGUCGCAAUAGCAAUUGCUGGUAUGUUAAAGGUAAAUCAGCAUAUAACUAGUCUGAAUAUUGAGUCAAAUUUUAUCACAGGCAAAGGAGUGCUGGCCAUCAUGAGAGCUUUGCAGCAUAACAAGGUUCUAACAGAGUUACGGUUCCACAACCAAAGGCAUAUCAUGGGCAGCCAGGUGGAAAUGGACAUAGUUAAACUGUUGAAAGAGAACACCACUCUGGUCAAGCUCGGAUACCACUUUGACCUUGCUGGCCCAAGAAUGAGCAUGACAAGUAUUCUGACAAGAAAUAUGGAUAAACAAAGGCAAAAGCGUAUGCAGGAGCAACGGCAGCAAGAGUCUGGUUGUGAUGGAGCCAUCAGCCCAAAGACCAAAGUCUUGCAGAAGGGGACUCCUCGUUCCUCACCUUAUACGUCACCCAAGAGCUCACCUUGGUCCUCUCCAAAGCUCCCUAAGAAAGCACCGCCAGCAAAAAGUCAGCCACCAGCUCCUGCACCCCCACCUCCACCCCCACCCCCUCCUCCCCCUCCUCCCCCUCUGCCUCCCCCAGUUAUUCCAGAGAAGAAGGCACCAACCAGGAACAUAGCUGAAGUCAUCAAGCAGCAAGAAAGCUCAAGAAAAGCCUUACAGAAUGGACAGAAAAAGAAAAAAGGCAAAAAAAGCAAAAAACAUGAGAACAGCAUAUUGAAAGAAAUUAAAGAUUCUCUAAAAUCGGUCUCAGACAGAAGAUCAGAAGAAGGCUCCCAACCCUCCACCCGACCCUCCACCCCACAGAGGUCUCUCCAUGACAACCUUAUGGAAGCAAUUCGAGCAAGCAGCAUAAAACAAUUAAGGCGGGUGGAGGUACCAGAAGCCCUUCGGUGA
Molecule: messenger RNA, 1647 nt
Organism: Cygnus atratus (black swan)
Lineage: Eukaryota; Metazoa; Chordata; Aves; Anseriformes; Anatidae
Gene: LMOD2
Product: leiomodin 2
Exons: 3
Coding region: 1-1647 (548 amino acids)
Biological process (GO): pointed-end actin filament capping; myofibril assembly; muscle contraction
Cellular component (GO): myofibril; striated muscle thin filament
Molecular function (GO): actin binding; tropomyosin binding
Source: RefSeq, a predicted model, not a curated record